Molecule: messenger RNA, 747 nt
Organism: Bemisia tabaci
Lineage: Eukaryota; Metazoa; Arthropoda; Insecta; Hemiptera; Aleyrodidae
Source: RefSeq, a predicted model, not a curated record
AUGCUUGAUGAUUUCAAGUCAAAACAUAACAUCAAACAGUUGCUAACAACUAGAUGUGAAAUUCCUCCUUUUCCACCCUGGCUUCAGACUAUGAUCAAUAUAGACACCUCUUUAAGCUCUGUCAAGAAAAAUGAUAUUAGUGUCCAACAGCAACAAACUAGUUUUUCCAACUUCCUAGAAAAGUAUGAUGGUUAUAGGCGGCUGUACACGGAUGGAUCAAAGACAGAAAAUGGUGCUGGCUGUGCUUUUGUUGAACUUGAGGAAAAUAUGUCCUUUUUACAAAUUCUUUCUCCUUUGUCUUCUGUUCUUACAACAGAACUCUAUGCAAUUCUGGAAGCCGUCAAGUACACUAAAACGAUAACUUUCUCGCAACCUCAAAAAUUUUUGGUAAUGUCCGACUCCCUCUCUGGUCUUACAGCCAUAGAAAAUCAAGGAGAUAACCCUCUUCUCUUUGACAUUUCUGCUCAACUUCAAAAUUCACCACAUAACAUCAUUAUGGCUUGGAUCCCGGGCCAUUCGGGAAUCAUCGGUAAUGAAACAGCGGAUACUAUUGCCAAAUCUUGUUGUAAUCCAAAUAGUCCCCCUCUACACACACAUUUCGUUCCUCCACAAGAUUUGAAAAAAGCGCUCCAGUCUCACAUCAAUGAUUCCUGGGAAGACUACUGGAUGAACAACGACAAAAACUUACUUCAAAGAAUACCUAAGCCAUAUGAUAACACCUCCUUCAACAAACACCGCACCUGCGAA